Microthlaspi erraticum is the source of this 489-nucleotide messenger RNA. Lineage: Eukaryota; Viridiplantae; Streptophyta; Magnoliopsida; Brassicales; Brassicaceae. The record is from the annotation of a GenBank genome assembly.
AUGCAGUACUACGAAACACGUGAGAAAGAAUACUACGAUGUGGCUCAAGGCCAGAGCCGCCAAGGCUACGGACAGAACCACCAGGGGUAUGGUCAGAGCCAGAACCACCAGGGAUAUGGCCAGAGCCAGAUCCAGAGCCGUCCAGUAUAUGGGAACAGCCCGACUCUGAACCACCGUAGCCACGGAGGGUUUCUUGAUGGGCUGUUCAAGGGUCAAAAUGGGCAAAAGAGUCAGAGUGGCAUAGGGGCGUUUCUAGGGCAACACAAGAGCCAAGAGACUAACAAGGGCCAUGGAAUGGGGAAGCUCUUAGGAGGACAGCACCAGAAGAAAACUCAUGAGACAAACAAAGGUCUUAAUGGCCUUGGAAUGUUCAUUAACAAUGGAGAGAAGAAACAUAAGAAGAAAAGUGAGAACAAGAAGAAGAAGAGCAAGGAUGGGCAUGGCAGUGGCAAUGAGAGUGGAAGCAGCAGCGGUAGCGACAGCGACUAA